AUGGCAAUCAAAGAAGAUGAAGACUCUGAACAAAGUGGAGACGAAGAGGAACAACAAUAUAUUGAAGUAGAUGAGCUUCAGAACCAUGGCAUUGGUGUAGCAGAUAUACAAAAGCUCAAAACAGCAGGAUACUGCACAGUUAUGAGCAUUCAAAUGGCAACUCGAAGAAAUCUUUCAAAAAUCAAAGGUUUUAGUGAUGCAAAGGUAGAUAAACUUAAAGAAAUUAUUCAGAAGCUUUGUCCUCCACCGUUUCAAACAGCAAUGGAAGUUUCUUCUUUUCGACGACGUGUUAACUAUAUUUCUACUGGUUCAAAGCAGUUUGAUGCAAUGCUUGGGGGUGGUAUUCAGUCAAUGUCAAUAACAGAAGUUUUUGGAGAAUUUCGCUGUGGUAAAACACAAAUUUCACAUACAAUGUGCGUUACAUGCCAACUUCCAAGAGAAAUGGGGGGUGCUGAAGGAAAAGCAGCAUAUUUAGAUACAGAAGGAACAUUUCGUCCUGACAGAAUCAAAUCAAUUGCAGCACGGUUUGGAGUAGACGCAGAGCAAGCAAUGAACAAUAUUCUUGUAGGCAGAGCAUUCAAUUCGGAGCAUCAGAUGGACUUGAUCAAUAAAAUGUGCACUAUUUUUUCAGAAGAUGGUAGAUAUCGGCUGUUGAUAGUAGAUUCCAUUAUGGCAUUAUUCCGUGUCGAUUACUCUGGUAGAGGCGAAUUAUCAGAAAGACAGCAAAAAUUAAACGUAAUGCUUUCUCGUUUAAACCGAAUCGCAGAAGAAUAUAAUAUAGCCGUUUUCCUCACAAAUCAGGAAUAUUUUUAUCUUAUUAUUUAUGUCUUGUAUUUAAUUAUUAUACAGGUUCAAGCAGAUCCUGGAGCAACAUUAAUGUUUGCAUCAAAUGACCGCAAACCCGUAGGAGGACAUGUCCUGGCACAUGCAUCUGCAACCCGAAUAUUACUUAGAAAAGGCAGAGGAGAAGAACGUGUUGCAAAGAUCCAAGAUAGCCCUGAUAUGCCUGAAGCCGAAUGCACAUAUACCAUUAAAGCAGGAGGAAUUGACGACUCAUCAUAA
Messenger RNA from Pneumocystis jirovecii RU7, 1062 nucleotides. RefSeq names its product meiotic recombinase Dmc1. Gene Ontology annotation, molecular function: double-stranded DNA binding; DNA strand exchange activity; ATP binding. The transcript has 10 exons. Gene Ontology annotation, cellular component: nucleus; condensed nuclear chromosome. Lineage: Eukaryota; Fungi; Ascomycota; Pneumocystomycetes; Pneumocystales; Pneumocystaceae. The coding region runs from base 1 to 1062 and encodes 353 amino acids. The record is from RefSeq and is a predicted model, not a curated record. Gene Ontology annotation, biological process: mitotic recombination; DNA strand invasion; reciprocal meiotic recombination.